Molecule: messenger RNA, 917 nt
Organism: Nycticebus coucang (slow loris)
Lineage: Eukaryota; Metazoa; Chordata; Mammalia; Primates; Lorisidae
Gene: MRPL18
Product: mitochondrial ribosomal protein L18
Exons: 4
Coding region: 107-649 (180 amino acids)
Biological process (GO): translation
Cellular component (GO): ribosome; mitochondrion
Molecular function (GO): structural constituent of ribosome; 5S rRNA binding
Source: RefSeq, a predicted model, not a curated record
GUUUUUCCGAGGAACAUUUGUUUCCCUAACUUAACAUGGCUGCGCCCGGUAGCCCCUGAGGUGCCGGUGAGCAAAAGGAGGUGACUCUGUCCGAGAUCGUCUAGCGAUGGCGCUUCAGUCGCAGUUCUGCAAGUUGUUGUCGAUUUGCAGGAACCCCGAGUAUAGGUUGGCAGCCCUCUCAACCAGUUCUAAGCCGACAAUGAAACCUGAAGUGGACCUUCAGGACAAUGAAGCUGUCGCCCCAGAGUUCACCAACCGGAACCCCCGGAAUCUGGAGCUCUUAGCUGUAGCCAGGAAGGAGCGGGGUUGGAGAACAGUGUGGCCCUCCCGUGAGUUCUGGCACAGGUUGCGAGUUAUAAGGACUCAGCAUCAUAUAGAAGCAUUUGUUGAGCAUCAGAGUGGCCAGGUUGCGGUUUCGGCGUCCACUCGUGAAUGGGCUAUUAAGAAGCACCUUUACAGUACCAGAAAUGUGGUGGCUUGUGAGAGUGUAGGACGAGUGCUGGCACAGAGAUGCUUAGAGGCAGGAAUCAACUUCAUGGUCUAUCAGCCGACCCCUUGGGAAGCAGCCUCAGACUCGAUAAGACGACUAAAGAGUGCCAUGACAAAAGGUGGUGUGGCUCUACAGGAACCUCGGAGAAUCUAUGAAUAAAUUAGAAGCAUUGUUUGGAAUGUGAUGAAACUUAAUCAGCUGUGACAGCCACCAAAAGAGCAUCCAGAAGACAACCAACUUGGCAGUUUAUAGCAAUAACAUCACAGUGGGACAAUAUUUAUAGUUAAAAUCAUAACCUCUUCCCCUUGUAUGUAUUUUUUUUUUAAAUCAAGGAUUAAAUUCUUCCCCUCUUUUGGACAUGAGAGAAGCAUCUAUGAAAAGCAGUUCCAAAUUAUAAUAAGUUGCAAAAUAAAGGCUUAUUAUGAAC